AUGUUGAAAGCUUCAUCUUGUAAACCUAUUCCAGCAAUAAAUCAAGAUGUUGUUAAUAUGGAAGGACAGUUUGCGCUUAUGAGGUCAUUCACAAUUCCGUCAAAUUAUGAUUACGUUUAUGAAUCAGGAAUUUAG
Entrophospora sp. SA101 is the source of this 135-nucleotide messenger RNA. The record is from the annotation of a GenBank genome assembly. Lineage: Eukaryota; Fungi; Glomeromycota; Glomeromycetes; Entrophosporales; Entrophosporaceae.